AUGAGGGACACAAGCAUCAGCAGAAACAGCAGCAGUAACAGCGAAGACGGUGAGGUGGCGUUGAUGUUAUACAGCAGCGGCAGUGCCAGAAACGAUACUACGAACAACAACAGAAACAGAAGCGCCGGAAGUCAGGGUACUGGCACCUGUUGCAAGAGCAGAAGCAUCAGCAGCAACGGUGACUUUAGCAACAGUAACAGCAUCAUCAUCAGCAACAGUAACCGCAACAGCAGUAACUGCAGCCGCGACAGCAGGAACAUCAGCAGCAGUUGUGUAAACAACAAUGGCGGCGAAUACAAGAUUCUUGCUGCCCCUCCGUUUAGCAAUAGCCAACAUGGCGGCGACUGUAAUGGCAUCAAUAGGAGCAACAUGAGGAGCAGCAUCACAAGGAUCAGAAGUAGACGCAGCAAGAACAACGGCGACGAUAGUAAUAACAGCAGCAGAAGCAACAGCUGUCAACAGUCGGGAGUUUCACAAGCGGAGCGGGAACGCGUAGUCGUGGAGCACGAGGAGGAGGUGGAGCAGCAGGAACUUCCGCAGGCCGUGCGACGGCCUGGCGUCACUUGGAGAGAAGCUGGAGGUAGUAGAAGGAGCAGCAGCGGGGUCGUCAGGAGCGGAAGUAGCGAUAGAAGCAGCAGGAGCAGGAGCAGCAACAGCAGCACGACAGGAGGGCCUAGAAUGCCUGUCUUGGCUUCAGCGGCAGCUGGUCAUCCCUUUGCCUCUGGACCCGCAGCUAUAUCUGCUAGAGAAGCAGCGCCGGCAACUAUCGAGAGCUCUGAGAAACAAAACCCCUUGUUGCGACUCGUAGCCUUCGAUGACUUGGAGCAAACCUUCGCCCGCAGUCGGUGUAGAGCCAGCGGUAGACGGAGCACAAACGAGAAUAUUGGAGCGGGCGGAGAGAACAUCGAGUUUUCCCGCGGCGGCCUUGAGGAUCAGCUGCUGGCAGCAGGCAUAUCUGGCGUCUGGAGCCAGUCUGGCAGUAGCAUCAGCAGCGGCAGCGGCAAUAGAGGUUUGGCUGGAGGGGCAGCGGCUGGUGCUGCGCCGUACGUUGUGCAGCAGUUGACAUCGCUGCACAUGGGCCUGCCUUUGGAGCAGCAGCAGCAGUUGCAAGCUGCAACGGCAGCAACGCUAGCCACAAGGUUUCGCGAAGAUCCCCGUUUGGAGGCCCGGGCUUUGCUGGAGUUGGGAGCUGCAUCGAAUGCAAUACCUACCUUUGACUUAUUUCUAGACUACCGCAAGCCCAGCGGGCUUCAGCAGCACCCUUUGCUGCAGUCGGCGUUGCUGCUGCUGCGGCGUUUGCCGCGUUUUGCUCUUCCGCUGUACGAUCAGCAGUUGUUGCAGCAGGUCUGUGAAGACUCAGCUCUUUACCCACGAUUGCAGGGCAUUGAAGUCCCCUUCCGCCUGUUAGCCCACGACCUGCUCUUCCUCGCUGCGUAUUCCUACCUUUCAGACCUUCCCCCUUGGAAUAGACCGCCACUGCGGCUCCUUCGAGUACCCGGCUUUCUGUUGCUUAGCGCUCACCUCCAGCAGCACCAGCAGCAGCCAGGCGCUGACAGCGGAGGGGAGGCGGAUGAGGAGCUCGGGGACGAAUUGCGAGCGAGUGCAGCAGCAGGAGCAACAUCAGCCGAAGCAGCGGAUCUGGAGGCGCUGGACUUGGAAGGUGCGAGUCCCGAGGCAAUGGAGGCGUUCCACUUGCAAGGUUUGGUGCUGUUCAACUUGCAGAUGAUUUUGUCGGACUUCCAUCAAACCCUCAGCAGCGUCGAAAUCUUGUGCGAUGGGGGGCUCGCGCUCGAAGACAACCCUUAUGCUGCGUUGCAUCCCCUCACUUCCUUCCUACAGCAGCAGGGCUUCUUUCUCCACAGUUUCAAAUAUAAGCAGGGCAGCAGCAUUGUCUCAGUAAACAGCAGCUCAAGCACCAGCACCAGCAGCGACGGCGGCAGUGGGUCGUUUCUCACUGCAUCCACCUUACAGGCUGUCGAACGGGAGCGCGGACUUCAGCAGCGUCAGCUCAGCAGCAGCAGGAACAGAAGCAGCAAUAACAACAGCAGUGCUAUGAAAGCUUUUAUUGAUGCAUGCAGGAAAAAGCAUGGCGUGACUGCGAACAGGGUACAGCAGGAGUUACAACGGCAAGGGCGUCUGGUUGGAUCGUGCGAAGACUCGGCGUCAUGUCGCUCUGCUACAGUGGCAGCAGCACUUACUACUGCUGCUCCGGUGGUCAACGAAUGCGCCGUGUGCACCUGCUGCAGCUGCCUCGUAGGGAACCCCUUGGGUGAGGUUGGAGCAGCAGAGACAUUUGCUGCUGCUGCGGCUACAGCAGUGGUGGCGCAGGAGGACGAGACUUCAGAUGACGAUAGCAACGACGCAGACGGGAUUCUACGGAGCCAUACCUUACCGCCAGACGCAUACUCAGAGAGCGCGGCCAGAGACCAAGGAAUUGGGGAGAAGCUGGCGUCUGCCUUCAGUUCUUUUUUGAGGGCCCUAGACGGUGGCGGUCGAAAAAAGAGGCGCCAGCAGCAGGACGGGCCACCUCGGGUGUGCAUACACUCCGUGCUGUACUUGCGAGCCGGGCAAGAGUCCACUGAAGCAGCAGCGGCAGAAGCUGCAGCAGCAGCUGCUGCUGCUGCUGCAGCAGAUGCAGAAGCCAAUGAACGCCGGCAAACGCAGCAGGACUACGAAGAAUGGCAGGAACAGCAGCAACAGCAAGAGCAAGUAGGAGAGGAGGGCGGAUUUCUAUCUUUAAUUGUUGGCGACGGGGAGGGGCAGGACGAUUAUCUUUUUUCCUUUGUAGAAGAUUUGUACUGA
Molecule: messenger RNA, 2802 nt
Organism: Eimeria maxima
Lineage: Eukaryota; Apicomplexa; Conoidasida; Eucoccidiorida; Eimeriidae
Exons: 3
Coding region: 1-2802 (933 amino acids)
Source: RefSeq, a predicted model, not a curated record